UCCUAUGGAAGGCCUUAGGUCUGUCAUUUAAUCUGACGUGUCUUGAUUCUAGGAUAUCUCAUGAAAAGAUGACAGAACAGAAAGAUUUAUCAAACAAUCCAUUUGCAGCUUUGCUGACUGGUGGAGAUGUGCCCUAUAGCUUCCAGUCUUCUAAGGAAGAACAGGAAACUCCUGAAUCACAACCAGUGAUAGCAGUAGAAAUGAAAGCUGAUGACUGGAAAUCUGUGGCAGAGUACAAACUAGAAAUCAACAAUCUCAUAGAAAAUAUUUUUCUACUAACUUUUGAAAAAGACCCUGAAGCAUAUACAGAAAGACCACCUAGAUGUGUCUUUAUGACAGAUUUAGCACAAACUUUAGAAGGACAAACAUGGCUAGAUACGGACUGCUUAGAACAAGCUGUAUUUGAGAGAUUACUUAUGAAAGACCCAGGAUUAUAUAUAGUAUCACUAACAUCAGCUAAAACAGAAGAUGCUGAGUCAGCAAGAAUGGCGGGAGAAUCUCAAGUUUUACAUUACCUGUAUCAGUGUUAUGUUAGAGUAAAGAACAUGGAAAGUCAAAAUAAGAGUCCAAAGAUGAAAUCAGAAAUGAAUAAAUGCAAGGCAGUGAUUGUAAUGAAUGCUAAGACCUGUCUACAACAACCAGAUUUAUAUGAACAGAACCUGUCAAAACAGUUUGUUGAUAUUUAUCAGUCAGAGGACAGUUUCUUAUCAUCAUAUAGUCAUGUCAUUAUGGUGGAAUUUUUUGAUAGAGUUGUGGAAGAGAUAAAUAAAAGUAAAGAAGAUGGUUCAUUGAAUGAUGUAUUUAAACCCGUUCUAGAAUCACUGAAGAACAGUAUGAUGAAAGAUAGCUCCUUGAUAAACCCAAAUGUUCUCAGGAAUAUAGAUUUUAUGGCAUUUUUUACAAGAAACCCUGAAAUGGCUAAGGUACUGCUGGACCACAGUGCACCAAGAGAUUGGAACAAAGGAAAGACCUAUGAACAGACUUUACUAGGCUCAUUAUUCUGCUUUAGUUCUAUACCAAGGUCAGAACUUGGUCCAUGUGAUUUUUUUGCAGAUCCAGCAUCAAAAUCACAAAGAGAUAUUGAUGCUAUUGAAAACAGUAUUCAUCAGCCUUUGACAAGAGUAGGAGAUAAAGUUCAUACCUUCUUCCUAAAUUUGAUCAAAUCAUCCCCACAUGCAAAACAUAAUACACUACUGUGGAUUGGUAGAUGUAUAUCUGCUAACUCAGGUAAAUCUAAGAUUUGGUCAGCUCAGAUGCCUCAGUUAUUUAAUCAGAUGUAUGCUUAUGAUGGAUUUUGUUUAAAUUUAUGUUAUUUAAUGUUAAAACUGUCUGUGCCUUUCUCUGAACCACAGUGUGACAAACUUCUUAAAGUACAACCCAGUUAUUGUUCUGUGGAAGUAAAUGACAACGACAAGAGCCAACAGAAAAAUAUUCAUGCUUUUGGGUUGAAUAAAGAGACCUGUUUAAUACCAAUGGCAGAUAAUGAACAUUUGGAACCUUUAGAAUCUUAUAAUUUUAUAUCUGAGUGUUUUUUCUUGACUCAUCAAUGUUUAAAUAUGGGGUUCAAACCUUUGAAUGAAAAGUUUGUAAAACUAAAUCAAAGUUUAGGAAGAAUACAACGUUUAUACCAGGAUGCUACAAAUCAGGGAGGAAAUGAUUCAAUGGAACCAGUCAGACAGUUGAAAAGUAAAAUGGAAGAAGGAAUGACUAUUUAUUUAAGUAUUAGGGCAGCUGUAACAGAACCGAAAUUUUUAGAAAUGUCUUUGAACUUUCACAUAGCAACUGCAACAUGGAUGUCUCUUGUUUCUGUUAGGGACAACCCACAAUGCUUUAGUGAUAUCAAACUUCCUCUUCCUGAUGAAGCCCCAAAAUGUCUAGCCUGCAUUCCAGAAUUUAUUAUGGGAAAUAUUACAGACUUUACACAAUUUCUGCAUAGAUUUAAAGAUCAAGUCUUUGAGUUUGUUGGUGAGAAACUAAGCCAUUUUAUGACAUUGAUAUUGGUAUAUAUGGGUAAUCCAGAUCGUAUGAAGAACCCGCAUUUGAGAGCAGAAUUAGCUGAAACUUUAGCUAUGUUGUUACCUAGUGAACAAACCCAGAACAGAGCUCUAAUGUCAAGGUAUUACAAAGGACAGUUAUUUGUACAGCAUCCAUUAAUUGACCAUUUGGCAGAAAAGUUACUACAUGUAUUUGUUAGUAUAGAGAUGACAGGCCAAAGUGUACAGUUUGAACAGAAAUUCAAUUACAGAAGACCUAUGUAUCAAGUACUAGAACAUAUAUGGGAAAUAGAAUCACAUAAAAAUGCCAUUAAGAGUUUAUCCCGAUUUGCAGAAGAGAAUAUAGAAGCAACAGAUGCACCUUUGUUCCUGAGAUUUAUAAAUCUCCUCAUUAAUGAUGCUAUCUUCCUGCUAGAUGAGGCAUUAGAUUACAUGAGUCAAAUCAAAGAAAAGGAACAAGCCAAAGAACAAGGAGAAUGGACCAGUAUGACACCCGAACAAAGACAGGAAGCUGAAAUGAGUCUACGACAACUUAGUAUGAUAGCUCGUUAUCACAAUGUCAUGGGAAAUCAUACUAUACAUAUGUUAGAACUAUUGACUAGGGAGAUCAAAUCUAUAUUUUGUCAUAAUUCCAUGGUUGACCGAAUCUCAGGAAUGUUGAAUUACUUCUUGGUCAAUUUAGUUGGACCAAAACAGAGAAAUUUCAAAGUAAAAGACAAAGAUGAAUAUGAGUUUAAACCUCAACAGACAGUAUCUGAUAUAUCACAGAUAUAUCUCAACCUAGAGGAGGAUGUAAACUUUUGUAUUGCUGUUGUAAAUGAUGGAAGAUCUUACUCAGAUGAUCUCUUUCCUAAAGCUAUUAAUGUUCUCAAGAAAAUACAUAAACCUGCUUCAAUGAUAGAAAAUAUGGAAAAUCUUCAUUCCAAAAAUCAGAAACUAAGAUUACAGCAGAAAGCAGAUGAAGAACUAUUUGCUGAUCCUCCUGAAGAAUUCUUAGAUGAAAUUAUGGGAACUUUAAUGAAAGAUCCGGUGAUAUUACCUUCUUCAAGGAACAUUGUAGACAGAUCUACAAUAGCUAGACAUUUGCUCAGCGAUCAGAAUGACCCAUUCAACAGGGAGGCAUUAUCAUUAGAUAUGGUUAUACCACACACAGAACUUAAGGAGAAGAUUGAAGCCUGGAAAGAAGAACAUCGAAAGAAAAGUUGAUAGUUGAUAAAUAGAACUGAAAGACAAAUAAGAAGAAUUCCAGAAUGUUGAAUGGUUUAGCACUGUCUACAAGAAUAUGAAACCAUAUAUUUUCUGUGAUAGAUACAUUCAUUAAACUUGUAUUGUCAUAAUUGUAUGUUUGUGCCAUGAGGAGAAAGAAUAUUGGAAAUUUAUUAAGAAAAUAUCCAUUAAGAGAAGAAUGUUAUUCAGUUUAAUUGACUGGGUUUAUUUGCAAUUCCAUUAUGUAAGCACUUGAGGUAGUGUUAAUCUCAUAAAAAAAAUGUGGAUUAUUGGGUAAUAAUCAUGCUACAAAGUCUUUCCGCUGACAUCCAUGGUGUUUUAAAUCUUUGACACCAUACAUUACAUUUUAAAGGUUUAAAACUCAUACAAAAUACAACCAGUAGCUCAUGUUCAAAAACAUGCAUGAAAUAUUUGCCACUGGACGUUUAGCAACCAACAAUCAAUCAGACAUCAUGUUCAAAAAGAAAGGUUUUAUUAUAAACAACAUCAUGUGUCUAAAUAUUUUUUUUCAGAUUCACUUAAAAGAUAUUUGUCUAAGUUUAAGGUUGUUUCCAAUUUUACGUCUCACUUGAAGUUGUACUGCAAUUUGCUGUCAUCAUUUUUGUCAUUUAUUUGUGAACACAUGUGAUAAUAUUUUAAUGAUUUCAAUGAAAUUUAUAUACAAUGAACUUUAAAACAUUAUAAAAUCACGUUGAUAAUUCUAGUCAUAUGGGUUCAAGAAUCAGCAGUCACUGUUACAAGUUUAGUUGAUUGUUUUUUAUGGUUGAAUUAGGAUCUAGAAAAAUUGAUAAAGGGACUAGCUAAAUUCAGAUUUUUUUUAUCAUUUUUAAGGAAUUUGUCCCAAAAGCAAUACACUAGUUAUGUCUUAAAUAUUUAAGAGCCACAGUUUUGCUUAGGAUUUUCAAGUAACUUAAUUCAGACUACAGGGCUAUUGGAAUGAUCAAUAUGUAUUAUAUCUUUUAUGUUAAGUGUAAAAAAGAUUAGUUUUGUCCAUCAAAGGAAGCAAUUAUCUCUAUCAUACUAUCAUAUCAGACUCAUGAGGCAUGUUUAUCAUUUUUAAAUUGUAGUUUCAUGAUCUUAAUAGCUGCAAGGAUUUGAAUCUGUAUCAACAACAGUAAAUUGCUUUUACUUGCUUUAUAAAUGCAAAAAGAAAAUUAACAAAGAAAAGUGUUAUUUUUACAUUCUUGUUAGGUAUGAAGAUGAUACAACCUGUGCCAAGGCAGUUAACAAUGAUAAACUCCAACUAUGCCAAGGCAGUUAACAAUGAUAAACUCUUUAACUAUUGAUUAAAAACAGAGGAAAAGAAAGACGGCAUUGAAUAACUAAAAUAAAAUACAUGAAAAAAUAUAAUAUGUAGUUUUACGCAUUAAAUAUUUCAAAUACUUCUGAUUUUGUUACAUAUGUAUAUUUGUUUUAUUUAAUAUAUCUUGUUAUAACUUUUUAAUUGUUAUUUUUUUGUUAAUCCAUAUCAUAUGUUUUAAAUUGUACAAUCAUUUGCUUGUUUGUUUCUUAUUCAUAUGAAUCAUGCAAUAUUCAAAACCAGUCACAUCUAGGAAAUUAGGUAGUUAACUUAAACCAUUCAUCUUUUAACAUAAUUUUCUUAACUUGUUUUGUGGAUAUGUCCAAAGAGCCUUAUUUUAAACCAUUCAGGUAUGAAAUAUUUAAAUCAUGCAAAAAGGGUGCAAAUCAUAUGAUUUUGAUCAUUAACGUUGGUGUCAAGACACUACUUGCAAGAAAAAAAAAAGGUUGAUAGCUGAUUUUCUGUAUUGACAGAAGAGAUUGUGUUUUGUAUUCUGUAAAUGUUAGUACAAAAGGUAUAUGUUUUCAGUGUUCUUACUAGCACCUUCUAUAAUCAGGGUACUCAGUAAUUUUUUACAGAUUUGUUAAAAGUUGUUAAAUAGAUUGUUUCCCAUCAUACUUAAGUAUCGAGAUAAAGAUUCCAUUCUAUAAUCAGUUGUAUGAUUUAGAUGUGUUUAUUUUUCUUUCACUCCUGGAGGCAAGACAUAAGUUUUACAUAUUUGGCUUUAGCUUUGUCAACAUCUUAUGCCAAGUUUUCCAAUCUUGUCCUUUUCAGAAUUGGUUCUAAAGAUAGAUCAAUGAAAUUUAGUAAACAUGUCAUCUAUAUAGUUUAAAUUCAAGAAGAAUGUCAGGCCCUCAUUAUGUUCCACUAACGUUACAGUUUGUUACGUUUAUGCCUAAUUAUCAAGACUAUGAAGAAGUACUUGAUCUAUGUUACCCUGUAUUUUGAUGUAGUAGCAACUAUGCAUUUCAAUUACAAGCCCUUGUUUCUUGGCUGUUAAAUGUUUGAUUGAUCAAAUGAAAUGAUUACUAAUUAAUUAAGUAAAUAAAAAGAAGUUCUAACAAAUCAAAGAAGGGUGUCAAAUUCAUAUAAAUUCCUUAAAUUUCCAUGCAUAUACACAAUGUAUAUGAUAUUUCAUAGUCAGUCAAAUUGAUAUUUUUUCUAAAUCUUUUAGAAAACAAGAUGAGACAUAUCUCUGUGUUAACAGUUUUAUUUGCAAUAUCUUUAAAUGAACUAAUUUCAUAGUUAUUUCUGAUAUUUGUACAUGUUUGUUUUCUAAGGUUUGUUUUGCAGAAUAGUGUAAAAUUUAAUUGUAUACCUGAAAAUAUCAACUGUGCAAAACAUUUGAAUAAAAUCAUUUAAUAUCUCAAGAAGAAGA
Messenger RNA from Mytilus californianus (California mussel), 5899 nucleotides. RefSeq names its product ubiquitin conjugation factor E4 A-like. The record is from RefSeq and is a predicted model, not a curated record. Gene Ontology annotation, biological process: protein polyubiquitination. Gene Ontology annotation, molecular function: ubiquitin-ubiquitin ligase activity. Gene Ontology annotation, cellular component: cytoplasm; nucleus; ubiquitin ligase complex. Bases 69 to 3200 code for a protein of 1043 amino acids. The transcript is spliced from 19 exons. Lineage: Eukaryota; Metazoa; Mollusca; Bivalvia; Mytilida; Mytilidae.